AUGCCGGUGCCGCGCGUGGAGAAGGCGGUUUCGCGUCCCUCCGGGGGCGUCUCCGCCGCGUUGAAGAAUUUGCCGUCGAAUCGAGAACGCGUCCAGAACGUCAAUCGCAACGCCACGGAGCUAUUGAUGGAACUCAAUAGCAGUCCAAAAGCCCAAUUGAAACUAGACAAGGUGCGGGAACUCCUCGAAAACGUUCGAGCCCUCACCAACGACCUCUCAUUGCUCCCCCUGCACGACUGGCAGCAGGAGCUCCAGUCCCUCCGCAAUGACCUCUCCAAGGAGAUCCACGACGCUGUCAAGGCAGCGACGGAGCCUCCAUCUCGCAUGGGCACUGCCACUUGGGCCCAGGGAGCUGCGCGCGCGCCAGCGCCAGCUCAUCAGCUGUCGCUUCCCCUAUCAUCGAAUGCCACAUCCGCCGCACCGAUCACAACACGUGACCGGGAUGUGAUCAUCUGCCUCAACAGCCGCGACCAGGUGAACAGAUAUCGCGGUAAGCCAUCCGAGGAGAUGAAAGAUUACGCCAAUAAGGUACGCGCGGAGUAUGCGAAGGAUACCCGGACCGCUACCUUGGCCACGGUGAUGGUGAAGGCAGUUCGCCAGUUGAAGUCGGGUGAUCUCCGGCUCACAGUGCGCGACGCCCGGGAGGCCCAGGUGAUGCGGCUGCAUCGCGACAUCUGGGUCAGGGGCUUCGGCUCCACAGCCUUCGUCCACAUGCCGACUUGGGGGGCCAUCGUGCACGGUGUACAGGUACGCUCUUUGGUGGAUAAGCCGACGAUUCAGGCCUUGCGGGAGGCGCAGGGGAGCAUUGCGGUAGCGAUGGUGGCGGAGAACUCCCGAUAUUGGGGGAAGGAUGUCACUAUCACCAAGAUUAAUUGGCUGCGGGUGCCGAAGGAGGGGGCAAAGCUGGCCUCAGUGAUCCUCGAAUUCAGCAGCCCCAAGUCAGCGAACAAAGCUAUCGAAGAGGGCGUGCUCUGGGAUUCGAAUCGGUAUCAGGCGCUCCUGUAUGACAGGGGUCUCCGUGUGCGACAAUGCUUCAACUGUCAACAAUUUGGACACAUAGGAACCUCCUGUGCCGAUAAAACAAGAUGCGUGUAUUGCACGGGGGAGCAUCAAUCUCGAGAUUGCACCUCCCACAAACACAAUGAGAACAGCUGGAAGUGCGCCAAUUGCGGGGGCGCACACGCAGCAUGGAGUGAGGAGUGUCCAGCGAGGGUCGCAGAGAUCGAUCGACUGACGGCUGCGGCCAAGCAACGCCCACGGUUUCACCCGGUGCCUGCUGAGUUCAGCUAUCAUGAACCCUCGGUCUCCUUGCCCCUGCCAUCACUCAGCUCUAUGGGAACACCGCAGGUGUCAUCAACUGAAGAAACAACCAGCGGUACGACAGGUAGCGCUGUCGCAUCGGCCGCACGCUCCAGUAACGGGGAGCAACGCACCAGUGCAACCAGGACGAGCAGUGGGAUCCAGGGAAAAUCUGCAAAGAAAACUGUGGCAAAAGCGCCAUCUAAGCAGACUAAGAAGGCUCCACAAGUUACUGUGGAAGAUAAAAUAGGAGGACUAGAGCUGGCAGUGUCUGAGGUACAGCAGGAAACUCAACGGAGAGUGACCGAACCGCAUCGGACAUCGCCAGCAGCUGGAACGAGCAGUGGAAUCCAGGGAAAGUCUAAGGCGCGGUCCAAGCAGACCAAGAAAAAGCCCCAGAAAGCCAAGGAAACCACUGUUGAAGAAGAGGAAUGGGAGGAUAUGAUGGAUGUGGAAGUGCCCGAGCUGCAACUCAACGCACAACCAUCCAUUGCAUUCUCCAACAGUCAGGAACAUAUUACCUUCUGUGCCCAGAAACCACCCAAUACCAAGAAACAGAAACAGUGCAGCGAGCCUGCAAGAAAGAGAGCAGGUAGACGAUCUGAGAGGUUUAUCAAUAAACUAGAAAGCGCAAAUCAGAAAGAGACUGGAGAAGCAGAGGAGACAGAGGAAGCAGGGGAAGUAGACUUCACAGAAUCAGAAAAACAACUUAAGGAGGACCUCGCCCGGAGUGAUACCAACUAUCAGCCAUCAUCACUUCCAGAUAUGACCACCAGGGGCCAAAAGCGGAAGCAGCCUGUGAGCGAGUCGGAGCUCUCAUACCGAGGAACCAGGAUCAGUCUGCGUCAACGCCAAAUCAAAGCAACCAAAACCAAGGCAACUAACACCCCUACCCCCGAUUCUAAUGAAUAA
Messenger RNA from Penicillium cosmopolitanum, 2211 nucleotides. RefSeq lists its product as uncharacterized. Lineage: Eukaryota; Fungi; Ascomycota; Eurotiomycetes; Eurotiales; Aspergillaceae. The transcript has a single exon. The record is from RefSeq and is a predicted model, not a curated record. The coding region runs from base 1 to 2211 and encodes 736 amino acids. Gene Ontology annotation, molecular function: nucleic acid binding; zinc ion binding.